ACCCCGCGGGUCUCGGGUGGAAUCGGCCGCUCGGGUGUCAAGGCUCCCUUUAAGAGCAAUUACGGCAGAUGCACGAGUGUAUAGACAAGCCCUAUGGAAGCAAGUUUGGGCAGACUUCCUUGGCGGAGUUUAUAGGCUAAAAGGCUGAGAGAGAGAGAGGCGGGAGCCUGGAUAUGGGGGGAGGAGGGAGCGUUGGGGGAUGGGGGUAAAACAGCAGCCCAGGACCCGACCCUGAAAUAAAUCAAUCCUUUUGCUCAGCUUCUUCACUCCCAGAUUCCUCCCAGUCUCUUAGUUCUUGCCCUUUCCCCUGCCCAAGCUCAGCUCUAGCCGGGAGGGCUGGGGGGGGGGGGUGAGGGACCACGGGAGCCCCACUCGUGCUUCCUCUUCAAGCGUCCGCGGCCAGAGAUGGGGUUCGAGUGAUGGUAGCCGGCUCGGGGGUGGUGCCAGUCAACCGCAUCCUCGUCCUAAAUGCUUGGAGAAAAGGGGGGAAGAGAAGAAUUAUUGGCUCCCACUGGCAAUCGUUGAGAUCUCUGUUCCUGUGCCGCAAAAGCCACUUGGAGAUAACCAUCCCACACCCCUCGGUCGCCAGCCAGCACCUCUCCUCCUCCUCCUCCUCCCCCCCCCCACAUCCAGGGGGAGAGAGGGAGAGAGAGAAGGAGAGGGAGGAAGACAGGAAGAGAAAGAAGUAAAGGGGCAAAAUCUGGAAGCCACCGACAGCCGAGGGAAAACGCCGGAGCCCCUUCCCCAAAGAGAGGAGAGCCGAGGAGGAGACGGGGAAGCAGACGGAGUCACCUGCAGCUGCUCGCAUGAGAAGCACCGAAAGCCGGGGAGUUUGAGCUGAAGGCAGCCGGGGAGCAGCCACCUGCAACCCCCUCCUCCCUUCUCCCCUUUCCUCCCUCCGCUUCCCCACCCCCAGCCCUCACCUCUCCUUCUCCCCCCCCCCCCGAUUUUGCCAGCUUUCGGGACCGAGAAGCCCCCCCCCCUUCGCCGCCUCUGCCCAGCCCAGCCCAGCCAGCCCCCUAACUUGCCCCACGCUCCCACCUCCUCCCUCCCCUGCUUUCCUCCCCGCUGCCACCACUCCCUCCCCGGCACCGCCGCGGCCGCCGCCGCCGCCGCCGCCACUAAACUCCGAGAAGGUAUGACCCUCUCCGGCAGCGGCAGCGCCAGCGACAUGUCCGGCCAGACGGUGCUGACGGCCGAGGACGUGGAUAUCGAUGUGGUGGGCGAAGGGGACGAAGGGCUCGAGGAGAAGGACAGCGACGGCUGCGGCUGCGAGAGCCCGGCGGGGCCCCCCGAACUGCGCCUGGACGAGGCGGACGAGCAGCCGGCCCUGGCGCAGCAGCCCCAGCAGCCCCAGCAGCCCCAGCCCCUGUGCCUCCCCAAGGAGGCGGCUCCGGCGGCGGGGGGGGACCCGAGCGGCGGCGGCAGUCCGGCCGAGGCGGACGGCAAAGGCGGAGGGGGAGGAGGCGGGGGCGGAGGAGGUGGGGACGAGAGCGGCGGCGGCGGCGGCGGGGGCGGCUGCAGCAGCGGCGGCGGCGGCGGGCCGGCCGCGGGCCUGGCCCCCAGCAAGCCCAAGAACAGCCUGGUGAAGCCUCCCUACUCGUACAUCGCGCUCAUCACCAUGGCCAUCCUGCAGAGCCCGCAGAAGAAGCUGACCCUGAGCGGCAUCUGCGAGUUCAUCAGCAACCGCUUCCCCUACUACCGGGAGAAGUUCCCCGCGUGGCAGAACAGCAUCCGCCACAACCUCUCGCUCAACGACUGCUUCGUCAAGAUCCCCCGGGAGCCCGGCAACCCGGGCAAAGGCAACUACUGGACGCUGGACCCGCAGUCCGAGGACAUGUUCGACAACGGCAGCUUCCUGCGCCGGAGGAAGCGCUUCAAGCGGCACCAGCAGGAGCACCUGCGCGAGCAGACGGCGCUCAUGAUGCAGAGCUUCGGCGCCUACAGCCUGGCCGCGGCCGCCGGGCCCUACGGCCGCCCCUACGGGCUGCCCCCGGCCAGCGCCUACCCGCACCCGGCGGCCGCGGCGGCGGCGGCGGCGGGCGCGCUGCAGUACCCCUACAUCCCGCCCGUGGGGCCCAUGCUGCCGCCCGCCGUGCCGCUGCUGCCCUCGGGGGAGCUGGGCCGCAAGACGGCCGCGUUCGGCGGCUCCCCGCUCAGCCCCGGCCUGCAGCUGCAGCUCAACAGCCUGGGCGCCGCAGGCGCGCCGCCACCGCCACCUCGUCGCUCAUCAAGGCCGAGCCACAGCGGCCCUCCUUCAGCAUCGAAACAUCAUCCGGCGUGUCGGCCGCGGCCGGGGCUCGGCCGGCGGCGGCCCGAGGCGGCGGCAGGCGGGCGCGCAGGGCCAGGGCGGCCGGAGGCGCCCGGGCGCCAAGGGCGGCCAGAGCGAUCGCGCGGCAGCGCAGCGGCAGGCAGCGCAGACUUUCCUGCGGCCGCCGGUCUCGGUCCAGUCGGCGGCUCUCAUGGCCACGCACCAGCCGCUCUCCCUGAGCCGGACCACGGCGGCCAUCGCGCCCAUCCUGAGCGUGCCCCUCUCCGGACAGUUCCUGCAGCCCGCAGCCUCGGCGGCGGCCGCGGGCCAAGCCAAGUGGCCGGCUCAAUAGUAGCCCCCCCCCCCGCCCCGCCCUCCCCGGCCGGCCGCGGCCCGCCCGGGAGCAGGCAGGCUCCAGCUCGGGCCUCUCCCCUGCCCCGCCCCGCCUCCCCCUGCCUGGCGCUCUCCGACCCCACUCGCUUGCCCAGCGGUCCCCUCCACCCCCAGCGGAGCCCCCUUUCCCGAGGCCCCUUCUCCGGACCGGCGCACCCCGAGGCCCCCCACCCUGAGCCGCGCACCCCUGUUAGAUGGGCAGCCGAGGGAGCCUGA
Messenger RNA from Sarcophilus harrisii (Tasmanian devil), 2860 nucleotides. RefSeq names its product forkhead box D3 (gene FOXD3). The record is from RefSeq and is a predicted model, not a curated record. Gene Ontology annotation, molecular function: RNA polymerase II cis-regulatory region sequence-specific DNA binding; DNA-binding transcription factor activity, RNA polymerase II-specific. Gene Ontology annotation, biological process: anatomical structure morphogenesis; cell differentiation; regulation of transcription by RNA polymerase II. Lineage: Eukaryota; Metazoa; Chordata; Mammalia; Dasyuromorphia; Dasyuridae.